Molecule: messenger RNA, 2465 nt
Organism: Zingiber officinale
Lineage: Eukaryota; Viridiplantae; Streptophyta; Magnoliopsida; Zingiberales; Zingiberaceae
Product: AT-rich interactive domain-containing protein 6-like
Exons: 13
Coding region: 265-2034 (589 amino acids)
Biological process (GO): regulation of transcription by RNA polymerase II
Cellular component (GO): nucleus
Molecular function (GO): DNA binding
Source: RefSeq, a predicted model, not a curated record
AUUGGGCUCCCGUCCGUUUCCUGAUUCGAGUUUUGCGUUAGUUUGUGUUCCUUUCCCUUCCCUUUCUCUUCCUUUGCGAAGCCUAGGGUUUUGGUGCGAAUCGAAGCGCUUCCUCGCCAUUGGAGUUCCUCCGACGCUUCUGUGACCUACAGGCGCACGUUCUUCCUAAAUAUCGCUUCUGCGUCGCCGAAGAAUCGGCGGUGCGGUGUGAGUCUCACGCCGACGUCUCCAGACUACCUUGUUCCUCCAGAGGUUGAUUUGGCUAUGGAAACAGAUAUGGAUCGCGAUAAGGGCCCUCAGAAGAUGUCAAAUGGUGCACCCUUGGAGAAGGAAGCUGAUGACACACUCAUGGAGAAGCAAACUGAUACUCAAAUGGCUGUGACAAUGAUUGUUGACUCUGGAUCUGUUAAUCCAUCUUCAGAACACAAUUUGGCUGAGAAAUCAGACAAGGCUAAUGGUUUGUCCUUGGAGGAGAAACCUAACGGCACCCUCGUGGAUGACAAGAUUGAUGGUACCGUUUUAAAGAAUGAAACAUACGAGCAAUUCCAUGUGCUAUCCUCUGAUCACUCCACUACUAUCCAUCCAUCUGCGGAACAUAUUUUGGCCGAGAAUUCUGAGAAAGCUCAUGAUACCCUGUUAGAGAAGGAAAAUGAUGGCACACCUUUAGAGAAGGCAAUUGAUGAUACAUUCUUAGUCAAUCAAAAAGAUGGUGUUUCGUCUGAAUCUUUCCAGGCAUCUUUAGAGAACAAUUUGGUUACAGAAUCAGAUAAGAUUGGUGGCACACCAUUGGAGAUGCAAACUGGUUGUGCGCCGUUUGAGAUGAAAACUGAUCUAAUUCCCAUAAGAGGACAAACUGAUGAUGAUGCUACCAUGCCUGCUACAUCCAUGGAGAUUGAUUCAACUAAGAUAAGUGCUACAGAUCUCAAGGCUGUAGAAAUGAAAGAGGAUUUGGCAGAAUUGUCUCAAAAUAAUACAGGACCAAUAGAUAAUGAUAUGAAGGGGCCUUACCCCAAUGAUAAUGCUAGCAAAACACCAUUAAAGGAGGAAAUUAUGGGAGUAGAGGAUUCAAUGGCUAUAGAAGGUUCCAGUACCUCAUUAACCAUUGUACCCUACUUUGAUGGUGAUGAAUCUGGUUCUGAGGAAGAACAAGCUGCUUUUGUGAAGGAGUUGGAGGAUUUCUACCGGGAAAGGAACAUGGAAUAUAAACCACCAAAGUUUUAUGGCGAACUACUAAAUUGUCUCAAGUUAUGGAGAGCAGUUACUAGAUUGGGUGGUUAUGAUCAGGUGACAGCAUGUAAGCUUUGGCGUCAAGUUGGAGAGUCUUUUAAACCUCCCAAGACUUGUACAACCAUUUCUUGGUCAUUUCGAAAUUUUUAUGAGAAGGCGCUCCUUGAGUAUGAGAAGCACAAGAUCCAAACUGGUGAACUCAAAACUUCUAUGAUUAAUCUUUCCAGUUUUGUCAGCGAUGACAAUCAGGUGGGUGUAAACCAAGCAUCAGGUUCUGUUAGAGGUAAACGGGAUGCUGCAGCACGAGCAAUGCAGGUAUGGCAUACUGAGCGGCUACUUGAUACUGGGGAGGCUGGGGAUCCAAUGGCUAAGGACAAGAAUUUUACUCCGUUUUCUGCAAAGGAUAAACAAGGCAAAUUGAAGAAGAGAAAGCCUUCUUCUAGUCUAGAACAGAUUGGAAGAGUUGCAAAGACAGAUCCUGUUAAGGCACAAGGAGAUGUAGUGGUUGCUGAUGUAGGUGCUCCUGCUGACUGGGUGAAGAUAAAUGUACGAAGAAAUAACGAGUUCUUUGAAGUCUACGCGCUAGUUCCUGGACUUUUGCGUGAAGAGGUUCAAGUUCAGUCGGAUCCUGCAGGUCGUUUGAUUAUAUCCGGUGAGCCAGAGCAUCCUGAUAAUCCCUGGGGUGUGACCCCUUUUAAAAAGGUAAUAACACUGCCUACUCGGAUCGACCCAUAUCAAACAUCUGCUGUAGUCACCUUGCACGGCCAGCUAUUUGUUCGUGCGCCCAUCGACCUCUCAGAUGCUUGAAGCUCAAGAUAUCGCCGUCCUCUCAGAUCACCUCUUCAUGUAACUGUCUAAUAUAUGAAAGAAACUGGGCUGCUUACUACAGGUUUCACAUUUGUUUAUAUUCUCCGGUCAUCUAAAUCAGUCUAAUGAUGAGAAAUCUUCGGCUAUCCGAACUGGUGUCGUCGCUCGGAAAGGGUUGUCUUUGGAGUUUCUCGAGCUCCAGUUUGGUUCAUAGGCUGCAGGUGAAGAGUGAAGAUUUUGCCUUUGUGUCACUCCUCUAACGUAGAUGUAGUAAUGUAGUUAUGAUUAUCAUUGCGUUGCUGUAUUCAUCAUCAGAUGUCCUAUUUGUGAUUGUCAUUGUAGAAGAUUAUUAGAGGCUCUUGAGUCAGCUCUAUUUCUCUCAUGUUCUUCCUAGUUUGUGUUAAUCUAAUGGAUUGGCUGAUUCUGUUGCA